Messenger RNA from Vollenhovia emeryi, 963 nucleotides. RefSeq lists its product as uncharacterized. The record is from RefSeq and is a predicted model, not a curated record. The coding region runs from base 14 to 922 and encodes 302 amino acids. The transcript has 4 exons. NCBI's taxonomy places the organism in Eukaryota, Metazoa, Arthropoda, Insecta, Hymenoptera, Formicidae.
AACGUUUUCAGACAUGGCGAAGAGCAUCGGUAGCGUUCUUUUACUAACGUUCGCGCUGUCGUUUGUACGGACAGACAAACACGAACGAUGGAACACGCCGCCAGAACUAACGCCCGAGUCAGUCAAGAUGUUAAACAAUGGGGAACCCGAGACACGUCUCUUUUCUUUCAACCCCACGGCGACUGUCAGUUUAAACGCAGGGAAUAACAAUGCGCACUCAGUCAGUCUCGGUGCGAGUCUCGAUGGCAUUAGCCUUUCGGAAAGUAACAGUUACGAUCAUCCUACGGGGUAUGGAUCUUCUAUUUCCGUAAGCAAAUCGGCAACUGUUUCAGCGGGAUUAUCAGGAAUUUCUACCGCAAGCGCGGGAGCUUAUAAUAACGGGAACAAUGUCAAAACCGAAAGCCAUUCACUUAGCUUUGGUCAAGCAACUGCAUCCUCUUUCGGAACGAUUGAAAAUGGACAAGCAAUUACCGGCGCAGCAUCUUCCGCUGGUAUUUCACAAAUCUCUACAACUGGUGGUAAUGGUAGACAAUUCUCGCAAGCUAAUGCACGCUAUCCGUAUUGGCCAACAUGGAGCAAUAUUGGUCCGAGCAACGGACACAAUGAUCAACAUUUCAAUCGACCAACAUUGACUGUUUCGAAGCCGUACGAUGAAACACGGCCGACAUUGAACAUCGGUGGGCCUGGCAUAAUCAGGCAAGAACAAAAGCCAACGAUUCAUAUCUACAAAUGGCGACCGAAUCACAGGGUUUCCCGUCCAGGUAUCUCGAUUGAACAUCGGAUACACGAUUCUAGGAAUGGCCGAACUCAUGGAUCGACGAGUCUUCAAAUCGAAAGCAAAAACUCUAAUCAGGAAGAUUCCGACAGUGAUUUAAUUUCUGAUCUCGCACAAACAGUUGGUGAAUUGUUUGACAUUGAAUGAUGAAUGAUAAAAAUAAAAUGGCAUAUACAGAUUUUAAAAAA